AUGGGUGGUUGUAUUGGAAUUACUAGAAGCAGAAGCGGACCUAUUGAAGAAUCAUCGGGAACUGUGUCGCGGCCUAAUUCCGGUGCGCUGAGAAAAAAUCAGUCCCUAUGCCAUGAAACUAUCAGAUGGAAAUCAGAUGUGCCUUUAACAGAGGGCCAGCUGCGGAGUAAAAGAGAUGAAUUCUGGGAUACGGCACCGGCGUUUGAGGGUAGGAAGGAGAUCUGGGAUGCACUGCGUGCAGCGGCGGUGGCAGCUGAGGCUAUGGACUUUCAGCUAGCUCAGGCUAUACUCGACGGAGCUAGUGUUUCUGUGCCGAAUGGUUACCUUACUGAGUGCUAUGAUGAAUGGGGAACAAGAUACCAGGGUUAG
This is a messenger RNA of Parnassius apollo (apollo), 369 nucleotides long. NCBI's taxonomy places the organism in Eukaryota, Metazoa, Arthropoda, Insecta, Lepidoptera, Papilionidae. The record is from the annotation of a GenBank genome assembly.